AUGAGCUACGGACUUUCUCAUACCAAUAGGGUUGAGUAUUACAGCUCAAACGAUGAAGUUCCCGUGGGGUACGUGACACCAAGCUUUCCAUCUCUUUACUUACCAUUGGGAUCGUCAAAAAUGAAGUAUGACCGUUCUGUUCUUUAUUACUCAUCAGAUGUCUGGAAAUUCUUUGUUUUAUGGUCAAUGAUUAUAAUGGCUGGAUUUUACACAGCUACGGCCAUAUUAAUUAUAUUCACUCAUUACAAAAAGUCGACUUAUACCGAAUACACUAAAAAUCUUUCGUGGUGGAAUGGCAGAUCGAACGAAGGAGCAUUGAGAGACCAAGUUGAAAAUCUUUCACACGGCUCCAAAAGAAGCUUGGCUUCUCAGAUGAUAAAAGAAAGUUCAAGAUUUUUGUUACUCAUAGUGGCCGUGUAUGUAUUCAUUGGUGUUUUCGAAGGCUUCGUGUCUGGUUCAUUGAUAGGGAUAUUAGCUGGUGCAAUUUAUAAUAGUGCACAAUUGAAAAUGACAACAUGGAUACCGUUUGCUUAUUCACUAGUUGUGGCUGCAUUUAAUAUUGUGUCUUCUUACUCACUCACAGGAUCGUUAAUGUGA
Messenger RNA from Brettanomyces bruxellensis, 597 nucleotides. RefSeq lists its product as uncharacterized. Lineage: Eukaryota; Fungi; Ascomycota; Pichiomycetes; Pichiales; Pichiaceae. The coding region runs from base 1 to 597 and encodes 198 amino acids. The transcript has a single exon. The record is from RefSeq and is a predicted model, not a curated record.